UUGGCGCAAAAAUAAAAAUCCGGUUGCGUUUUGGCGGAACCAAAGAAACACGAUCUCUCUUGACUCCUGCUCGAGUCUCCGAAAUCAGCAGAGUCGGAGCAGAUGACGGCGACUCCACUGUGAAAGUCGAACAACUUUCGGUUCCCGUUCGCGAAAUCAUCGUAUCCGAGACCUUGAACGAAGGUGUUGGUCGUUGAUUAUGAAGAGCGACAGCAAGAGCACCGUCUCAUGGAAACGAAGGGAGCUCCCACUUUUGGUACUGUACGCGCUCGUGUUCUAUGCCGUCAUCAUACGGCGCUCUCUUCAGCUCUCUCAUGAUUACUCGUUGAAUCUCUAUGGUCUCCGACCUGGCUGGAUUGCCCACAGACUCAAUGACGUAUCAGAUGCCCAGUGGAGAAACUUUCGUGGAAAUUUGCCUGUUCUGACUGUCGUUUUUGGAAUUUUUGCAUUUGUUGCCAAUAGCUCAAGAGCACUUUUUCAUUUGAAAGCACGGGGCAUGUCCAAUGUGUGGCUUCUGAUUUCUUUAGCUUACCUGCUUUACCUACAUGGAGCAUGCACUGUUUUUGUCCUGUCAAUUGCUUCACCGUACUUUCUUCUUGUGAAGAUUUUUGCGAAGACAAAGUACUUCUCACUUAUGCUAUGGACUUUUUCCGUAUUCUUUCUUAUAUGUAACCGUGUUUAUGAGGGUUACUCUUUUUCUAUGUUCGGGCAACAUUGGAUGUUCUUGGACAACUUUCGGGGAGUUUUUCGCUGGCAAAUUUGCUUUAACUUUGUAAUUUUGCGUAUGGUCAGUUUUGGGUAUGAUUACUGCUGGGCCUGUCAAGGUUCUGGAUUUGAUCAGAAGAGGCAUGCUGAGUAUUGCCGCAUUUGUAAAUCGGGAAAGACAUGCUACCAAACAUUACAGGAAAGAAGUGUUCCGAGUAAUAAGUAUUCCUUUGGCAUAUACCUGUCUUAUUUGAUAUAUGCCCCACUCUACAUCUCGGGGCCAAUUACGAGCUUCAAUGCGUUUGCUUCGCAGCUGGAGACGCCACAGAAAAAUUAUGUACUUAAAGACGUGGUUCUCUAUGGACUCCGAUGGAUAUUCAGUCUUCUCCUAAUGGAACUUAUGAUUCAUUUCUUCUAUUACAAUGCCUUUGCAAACAGUGGCUUGUGGAAGCAGUUAUCAGCCAUGGAUGUUUUUAUCAUUGGCUACGGAGUUUUAAACUUUAUGUGGCUCAAGUUUUUUCUGAUCUGGCGCUAUUUCCGACUUUGGUCAUUGAUAUGUGGGGUUGAGGCUCCUGAGAAUAUGCCAAAGUGCGUAAACAAUUGUUAUAAUCUGGAAAGUUUUUGGAAAAGCUGGCAUGCAUCCUUUAAUAAAUGGCUUGUAAGGUAUAUGUACAUUCCUCUAGGAGGUUCUCAGAGGAAAAUACUCAACAUAUGGGUUGUAUUCACAUUUGUGGCAUUGUGGCAUGACCUCGAGUGGAAACUUCUAUCGUGGGCGUGGUUGACUUGUUUGUUCUAUGUUCCAGAACUGGUACUUAAGUCAGUGGCGAAUGCAUUUCAGGUUGAAAACACUCUUGGAGAGUUAUUCUUUCGAGAAGUCAGUGCAACCGCUGGUGCUGUCACAAUCACUUGCCUGAUGGUUGCAAAUCUUGUCGGCUUUGUGAUUGGACCAUCUGGUAUCAAUUGGUUAAUUGCGCGAUUCCUUCAGAAAGAAGGAUGGCCUAUCCUUGUUGGCAUGUUCUUGACGUUCUAUGUGGGGACCAAGCUCAUGUUUCACAUCCAGGAUGCCAAACGGAAAGGACGGUGAAUCAGACACUGUGAUGUGAAGGAGUUGUAUUCUGAGGCGCUGCUGCACAGUAGAUUGUUUAGCAAUGGACCACAGAGAAGUGCAUUGAUGAAGUUUCUCAACAUACGGCAACAGAGGUAUCUUGGAAAGGCAUUCCACAGCUACGCACGGCACUCAAUGGGAGAGCCGGUUUGUUAGCCUCGUAUUUGGAAUCAUUACCCUCCAGUGCUCGUGAAUGGUGGUGGUGUUGCUGCUGAGAACUAUUCUUGUACGACUUUGUUUUGUCCGAGUCGUUCAAUUGCGUUGUAGGAUAUAGUCAAUCUAUGCAGUAUGAAUGAAUCAGAAACGGAUGCACGUGAAAAUGAGAUUUUUCAGGUCUCUUUUUC
Molecule: messenger RNA, 2154 nt
Organism: Rhodamnia argentea
Lineage: Eukaryota; Viridiplantae; Streptophyta; Magnoliopsida; Myrtales; Myrtaceae
Product: membrane-bound O-acyltransferase gup1
Exons: 19
Coding region: 200-1789 (529 amino acids)
Cellular component (GO): endoplasmic reticulum
Molecular function (GO): acyltransferase activity
Source: RefSeq, a predicted model, not a curated record